Diatraea saccharalis (sugarcane borer) is the source of this 936-nucleotide messenger RNA. NCBI's taxonomy places the organism in Eukaryota, Metazoa, Arthropoda, Insecta, Lepidoptera, Crambidae. The record is from the annotation of a GenBank genome assembly.
AUGCUUCGACGGCAGGCGCGUUUGCGCCGUGAGUAUUUGUACCGGAAAUCAGUGGAAGACAAACAAAAAAGCAUACAAGCCAAGAAAGACCAACUCAAGAGAAGCUUAGAGGAAAAUAUCCCCAUUCAUGGUGAUUUAAGAAAGGAAGCGUUAGCAUUGCAAAAACGAAUAGAAUAUGAAGAUAAAGGUCCCGAAAGAGCUGCAGUUAUUGGAGGUUUUAGUGGUGGUGCUAAUACACUCAACUCCCAAGAUGAUGAGUACAGAUAUGCAGGUGUUGAAGAUCCCAAAAUUAUGAUCACCACAUCAAGAGAGCCCAGUGCUCGGCUUAAGAUGUUUGUUAAAGAACUAAGAUUAAUAUUCCCAAAUAGUCAACGCAUGAACCGUGGUGGUUAUGAAAUGUCCCAAUUGAUACAUGCAUGUAGAGCUAAUGAAGUGACAGAUUUUAUUGUAGUACAUGAACACAGAGGUGUGCCAGACAGUUUGGUUAUUUGCCACUUGCCUUAUGGUCCGACUGCAUCAUUCACAUUGUCUGGUGUGGUAAUGCGCCAUGAUAUACCUGACAUUGGGCCCAUGAGUGAACAAUAUCCACAUCUUGUGUUUCAUAACUUCAAAUCUGAGUUAGGUUUGAGGACAAUGAGUAUACUGAAAUAUCUUUUCCCAGUACCAAAGACAGAUUCAAAGCGAGUGAUCACUUUCGCCAACCAUGACGAUUACAUUUGCUUCAGGCAUCACACAUACAGAAAGUCAGGCAAAGAAAUCGAAUUGACGGAAGUAGGCCCCCGCUUCCAGAUGAAACUGUACGAGAUCAAACUCGGUACUCUCGACCAACUGGCCGCUGCCGACACGGAGUGGGCGCUCCGUCCCCACAUGAACACCGCCGCCAAGAGACGGUUCCUCAGUGACGACGACGGCUGGCACGACGAACAAGACUUAUAA